Molecule: messenger RNA, 1506 nt
Organism: Periconia digitata
Lineage: Eukaryota; Fungi; Ascomycota; Dothideomycetes; Pleosporales; Periconiaceae
Source: the annotation of a GenBank genome assembly
AUGUAUCCAGAUGUCUACGGAUCUAUGUACGUAGCUUGUGCAUUCCUGCCGUGCAUCGAGUCAAUACGGCAAGGCGCCUUUUUUCUCGCUAGAGCGGGCCUACCGAACCCAAGUGCCUACCUUCACUCAGACUCUUUGAACCUUCGUCACCUCACCUUACCUCCACCCAACCUCGCCCACAGUGUUUGCUCUCCCCUCCACCCACACAUCUCCCGCUCUCUCCCUCUCUCCCCCAUCCGCCGCUCUCCCUCCAUUCCCCCCUCCCUUCCCGGCUCGUUCGUCCCCCCGUCGACUCUUGCCACUCGACCAAUUCCACCACUCCUCACCCCCCGCGCUUCCUUCCCACUGAUCCAUCUCCAUCCAGCCUCUCUCCCCCCGCCCACCCUAGGCCAUUCAUACAUCAUGUCUGCCGACGAGAACCAGCAGUCCGCCCAGGAUCUCAACCAGGUUGGCGAUGCCAUUGGCCGCAUGAGUGUCAACGACGACGGCGAUGUCAUCCCUCGCACCGAGGAGGAGUACGCCGAGUCGCAACUCACCCUUCGCGCCAUCGUUUCCUCCAAAGAAGCUGGUGUCAUUAUAGGAAAGGCAGGCAAGAACGUGGCCGACCUGCGCGACGAAACUGGCGUGCGUGCCGGUGUCAGCAAGGUCGUCCAAGGCGUGCACGACCGUGUUCUCUCCGUCACCGGUCCAUUGUCGGGCAUCUCUAAGGCCUACGGUCUUGUUGCCAAAGGCCUUCUCGAAGGAGCUCCCCAGAUGGGCAUGGGAGGUCUCAUCCGCAGUGACGGUACCCACCCUAUUCGUCUGCUCAUCUCUCACAACCAAAUGGGUACCAUUAUCGGCCGUCAGGGCUUGAAGAUCAAGCAGAUCCAGGAUAGCUCCGGAGUGCGCAUGGUCGCACAGAAGGAGAUGCUACCCCAGUCUACUGAGCGCAUUGUCGAAGUUCAAGGCUCUCCUCAGGGCAUUGAGAAGGCCAUUUGGGAGAUCGGCAAGUGCCUCAUUGACGACCACGAACGCGGCUACGGCACGGUGCUCUAUAACCCUGCCGUCAGGGUUCAGCCAGGUGCUGGGACCAUCGCGAACGGCGCCGCCGCUGGCGGCAUGGGUGGCAGUGGCGGUAUGGGAAGCGGUCGCUCCUACAACCGCACUGGCCACGGUGCCGACUUCAGCGACGCACCUCCUUCAUACAACAACAGGCGGUCGGGAUCCGAUGCCGCCAGCCGCCCCCCGCCCCCCACGCACACUGAAGACGGAGAAGAGAUGCAGACGCAGAACAUUAGUAUUCCCUCUGAUAUGGUCGGCUGCAUUAUUGGCCGUGGUGGCACCAAAAUUAGCGAGAUUCGCAAGACAUCUGGUGCACGCAUUUCCAUCGCCAAGGCCCCACACGACGAAUCUGGUGAGCGCAUGUUCACCAUCACUGGAAGCGCCACAGCCAACGAAAAGGCUCUGUAUCUCUUGUAUGAGAACCUCGAAGCGGAGAAGAUGCGCCGCAGCCAGGCCGCUGAAUAG